AUGAGGAAGGGAUCCGCGCGAUCCAGCGGUUUAAAGCCUACUGACCAGCUGACAAAAUCAGGAAGAUCCAACAACUCCACCUGCCCGUCAAGAUACAAUGUUAAGCCAAGGGUAGAUCCACUUUUCCAGGAGAAAAUGAGAGAAGAACUUUUGAGUUCCAGCAGCAUGAGUUAUGUCCCGAAAAUCUCCCCGAUUAGCGCUAGAGGUACUACUAUUCCAACCAAACGUCGAAUUUCAUCAAGUGAGACUAGUGAUGAAGAUAACCUCGAAACAGUGCGAAGCAGCACUGACCAAGUGCAUAGAAAACGGGACAAAGGUUUCGAGACCAUCAAAACACAGGGAACGUUUUAUGCAAUCCAUCAAUCUGGCGACCGCACCGUCCGGCAGCAUGCAGUGUUGAUUAUUGAAAAAGACGAGGAUUUGAUCAUGAAAAUUAGGUGGAAUGGCGCUAAGAUAGAGGGUUCAGAGGUGAAUUUCAUGACGGAGGGUCGCCAUGUUUUCUUCAGCUCCAAUGGGAAUUUUCUAGGUGUGGUGUUGAAAUAUGGAAGAAUCAUAGGCUUACGCAGCCAAAUACAAACUCAAGUGUUUUUAUGGAAGGGUGAUGACCGUCCGGGCUUCAAGGAACUGAAGGAUAGCCUUGAGGAAGCCAUGAUUAGCGUUGUUGUUUUAAAAAAAGAGAACUUAACUCUUAAGACCGUUUUACGUGCAGUGCAGGAAAAAAUUCCAGAGCAAUCACUCACUCAAGGGAACACUUCAGGCGAGGUUAAUGUUUCAGAUCUUCACCCGGAUACGCGAGAAAACCGACACUUUGAAAACAAAAUUCUUCGUUCUUUGCAUAAAUCCACUCACAAAUCAUGUUCUCGUGAAACAGGCACGGUUAUAGGCAUUCCCAACUCAGCAGAUUUUCGGGGCAGCCAUGUUAUUUCUACAAAAAAUUUCUAUGCCGACGGACCUUCGCAAGGAGGCCUACUGAACCAUUCACUUUCUCAUACUAAACGCAUAACAAGGUCGAGCUCUGAAACACCGCCGGUCACUGCUGCGACUUCCGAAGAGCUGGAUACUCCUGAAGAAGUGCCACAACUUUUCAAGCCGACUUUGUUCUAUAGGUUUGAUGACAAUACGACCCUAUCCAUUUCCAACCAGGAUUUCAAAUGUCUGUAUAAUCAUGAUUGGAUCAACGACUCGAUUCUUGAUUUCUUCGUCAAGUUCUGGACGGAAUCAUCAAUCAAUAGUGAAAUUGUAUCUCGGAAUCAGAUACAUGUUCUCUCCUCGUUCUUUUACACAAAACUGGUUAGCAAACCUGAGAGCUAUUACGAUAAUGUUAAGAAAUGGGUCAGAGAUACAGAUUUAUUCACCAAAGAUUAUGUGGUUAUGCCGAUAAAUGAAAGCUUCCAUUGGUUUGGAUGCAUUAUCUCCAAUCUUCCAGCUUUGCUUUCGUUCCUUAAGAUGGAGCGAGAUUUCAAACUUAAGCAUAGCAGCGACACAAAUGCUGAAAGUAACGAUGACCUCUCUGUCACUUCACCGAUAGUAACAAUAAUGGUUUAUGACUCGUUGCGACAAACUCACUCAAGGGAGACAGAUCCUAUCAAAGAGUUUUUGAUCGCAUACGCCGCAGAUAAAUAUGAACUCGAGGUUUUCAAGCAUCAGAUUAAGAUGAAAACAUGCAUGGUGCCGCAACAACCUAAUAUGAGUGACUGCGGGGUCCAUGUCAUUUUCAACACCAAGACCUUCUUUGAAAACCCAGAAAGAACAACCCAGCUGUGGCACGAGAGCAAAUUCAAGAGUAAAAAUGCAGCAAGAGUUGUGAACGAGUAUUUCGAUAAGAAGGGCAGAACAAAUGCUCGUCAAGAGCUUCGUUCUGUUUUACUAGAUUUGCAAAAACGACAGGUAGAGCUUAAAAAAAAUAGUGGUAAUUCUGCUCUAUCUGAACAAGAUCGCAGCGCGAGUGAAGAUGACGAUGGGCAUAGUGACGUUGAGAUCUUGGAAAACUACACUGAACCGUUUUUAAAGGAUAAGAAUGGGAAUAAGAAUCAGAUUGAGAAUGAGAUUGAGCAUGGCAAUGAGUUUGAGAACGACAAUGAGAAUGAGAAUGAGAAUGUGAAUGAGAAUGAGAAGAGAAUCGGAAAUUCACCUCUUCCCGCCCGGCAAACUUCGGACGGAAGUGGCUCUGAUUUGAUAAAAGAUACCAGUGCUGAAGAACGAGAAAUCUGCGCUCGGCAAGAAGGUGACAGAUCUAAUUCUCUCCUCAGUGGAGGGUCUGAGAGAUCCAGCAAGUCGGAGACAGUCUCACCGACUGAAAAUGGGCCUCCUCACGAAGUAAAACAUCAUAAAAAGCAGUCGAUAAACUCGCUCGAACGCUCUUUUAACACAACGCCAGAUUUUAACAAUACAUCAAGGGUGAACGCUGGACUUGAUGAUGAAUUACAAGUUUCACUUUCGCCCAAGGAGAGCGACCUGAACAACUUGAUAACGUCGUCGCAAAAUGAAACCCUCGAAAUUGCUGAAGAACCGGUGCUCACUGAAUUGCCUCCAACAGAGUCGCGCUUCUUUAAAAAAAAAGAUGGAAAGCAGAACUUGGCGACUUCAGAUAAACGGCUUUCAAUGCCUCAAAAGUUUGAGUUCAUGAAAUUAGAUGAGGGUUCAUCUUUUCCUGGAAAUUUUAGCUCUGACGAACCAAUCGAAAUCACCAACCCCGCGCCUGUCAAUGACUAUAGACGAAGUCCGACUACAGCCUCCUCUACUGACAGUGCCAUUGUCGUGGAAGACAUUUCGAAAACCGCAAGGCUGAACCAUCCGCGAACGCCCAACUUCAAGCUCAUAUCUUCUCCCUCCCGUUACAGCAGUAAUGGAUCAAAACUCUUGAAUACGUUUUCGAGAUCCAAAAUAAAAGCAGCACAAGCGCACAAUGGCGGUUCUGCAAUGUCAGACCAUGCAAACAUUAGUGACGAAGAAACAGAAAGUAUUCGAUUUACUGGCGAGCGAUCACUUUGA
Messenger RNA from Lachancea lanzarotensis, 2991 nucleotides. RefSeq names its product LALA0S01e15148g1_1 (gene ULP2). The record is from RefSeq and is a predicted model, not a curated record. Gene Ontology annotation, molecular function: cysteine-type peptidase activity. Gene Ontology annotation, biological process: proteolysis. The transcript has a single exon. NCBI's taxonomy places the organism in Eukaryota, Fungi, Ascomycota, Saccharomycetes, Saccharomycetales, Saccharomycetaceae. The coding region runs from base 1 to 2991 and encodes 996 amino acids.